Molecule: messenger RNA, 354 nt
Organism: Pocillopora damicornis (cauliflower coral)
Lineage: Eukaryota; Metazoa; Cnidaria; Anthozoa; Scleractinia; Pocilloporidae
Product: U7 snRNA-associated Sm-like protein LSm10
Biological process (GO): mRNA 3'-end processing by stem-loop binding and cleavage
Cellular component (GO): nuclear body; cytoplasmic U snRNP body
Molecular function (GO): U7 snRNA binding; histone pre-mRNA DCP binding
Source: RefSeq, a predicted model, not a curated record
AUGGCGGGUGGUCGAGAGAGAGCUGUGGCAGAAAGAAGCCUCGUUUGUUUGUUACAAGCUGUGGAAGGUCAUAGGACCAUUGUGGAAUUACGAAACGAGUCAUCGGCUGAAGGACUGAUUGAAAAUGUUGAUGGUUUUAUGAAUGUCAGAAUGUCAGAUGUCAAGUUUACUAAAGGAAACGGUGGUGAUGUAGUGGACUUUCCGACUAUGUUUAUUCAUGGAAGACAGAUUCGAUAUGUUCAGAUACCUGAUUACAUCGAUAUGAGGAAAGCCAUCGAAGAACAGUUGGCCAAAAUAGGAAGGACGAGGAAACCUCCCCCCAGAAGAAUGAAAAAGGCGAGAGGAAAAACGUGA